Messenger RNA from Microthlaspi erraticum, 1449 nucleotides. The record is from the annotation of a GenBank genome assembly. Lineage: Eukaryota; Viridiplantae; Streptophyta; Magnoliopsida; Brassicales; Brassicaceae.
AUGGCAGCCGCUACCUCCGCCGUACAGCUCCGAUUUCGGAAUGAAGCUCCUUCACCGGGGCUUCUUCUUCUGAAAUCGGAAGCUCUCCUUGUUUGCUCGAGCUCCACUCUGUCUUUUAUAAGCUUUUCUUUGUUUUCUCGAUCUGCUCACCCACCUCGAUUGUUUUACUUCUUCGGUGUCAAUAACGAUGGCUUCUAUGGAGCUUUUGAGGACUGGCUUCUGGAUGCCAUCUUCCACUUCGCCAAAGGUUGUAAUUUGCUCGUUGAAACCUCUCCGCCUUGUUCUCAGUCCGUGUCGUUCGUCGUUUCCGGUGGUCAAAUCGAUGAGAUCGACGGAGCUCUUGAGGAUGGAGCCUCCUCUUCUCUCUUUCAGCCUGCUGGAAUCGUUUCACCAGAAUUUCUUCACCUCCGUGGAAAUAGUUUGAAGGCGCUGCCGCCUCCUCCUCUGAAGCCUCCGGAUCCUCCAGACUCACGGUCGUGUUCUCAUCCUCUGUUUUAUCCACUGUCAUGUACCCGUCAUUCUCGUCUUCGUUUUCGGCAUCCGUUUCCUCCACCACCGUCUUCCUCCCUCGCCACCGCUGGCUCUCCAGAUCUGGUGGUGUUCAUCGUUGGGGCUUGGCCCAUUAAGCCCUGUUUGGGUUGGAUUUCAUCCACAUAUUUGGAUUUGAGUCCAAGACCGUCGCCCGAAGUCGUUAAAUUCGUCUCCAUCCUCUCCAACUCAACAUCUUUGACAUUGUUGGACAAAGACUUUGUUCCGCCAACCGAUGAUACUGUCUUUCUCGCCGUAGUCAAAGCCUUGCUCUCCACCAAAACCUACAGUUCUACAGCCUUGCUCUCCAUCCAUGUCACGGAGUUAGAGGUAGCCGUCGACCAUAGUUUGAAAUCUCAUCUCUCCGGCCACAAUCCUCCUCCGACUGCACAACAUAGCUCGACUUUCUUGGGCUUUCCAGGAGCAGCGCAAACCGUUUCUUCUCCUCCAUCGACCCUUGAUGGCCACAAAUCCUCUUCCGCCCUGGUGUCUGUGUUUCAUUCUAUGCUAUGCGCCUCCACCACACACGGCAAGCCCUUGUACUACUCUGUUUCAGCCUUCCGCAGCUUGGAGUUUCCGUUACUGACGAACCUAAUCUCGCUGCAAAAGCUUGCUCAUUGGAGUCCUUUAAACCACUCACCAGCCCUUUACAGCAAUACAACGACAUCUUUCAAAGUUAUAUCUUCAAUCGUGUUUUGCUUCCAGCCUUCCUCCUUCAUUGUGGAUUAUGGAGUAUUGCCAACAUGCCGGAGUAUCUCCAAAUCUACAUCCGUGGCUCUAGAGUAUUGCCAACUUACCGGUGGUGUAUCUCUGAACUCGCUCCUCUCCUGUUUGGAGAAAGUCUUUAAACGCUCAUCACGAGCCAUCAUCGUUCACUUGUCUUCAACGACAGAAGAACUUGCCUUUUCUAAAGGGAUAUAG